Molecule: messenger RNA, 1359 nt
Organism: Yamadazyma jaroonii
Lineage: Eukaryota; Fungi; Ascomycota; Pichiomycetes; Serinales; Debaryomycetaceae
Source: the annotation of a GenBank genome assembly
AUGGGAGAGAUUGAUAAGGAAGAGAUGGACAAGGAAGAAAUUCCACCUAGUGUUAUGGCAAUUUCAAAUUUAAGGUGUCCAAGUCCGCCACCAAUUCUUACUAAUAGUGGUAGAAAUUCAACCGUUUCACCACCAAUAUUCACCAAAACUGAGGAUCCAAACAGACCAACAAUACCAAGUGGUGGCGCUUUAUUAAAUGAUAAAGGGAAGGCUGACAAGGAAAAAGUUGAAGUGGAAGACAAAGAAUUCAAUAGUUUCAUUCAUCAUAAAGGAUUAAUCAUCGAUUCUCCAAUAUCAAAUACUAGUAGUGCUAGUUUAGAUUAUUUAUCAAAUCCUCCAAAAGAGAGUGUUCAUCAUAAAGUACCAUCAGUUCAUGCCCAUUUUUAUGUUGACGAAACCAUUAAACCAAAAAAUCGUUCAAGAAGUGGCAGUAAUACUGCAAGUGCUACUUCAGAUAUGUCAAAUGCCAAUAAAAACGUUGGUAGUUUGGAAAAAUUAGCUAAUACUUCACCAAAAUUGAAUGAUAAUGGUAUAAUAUCGAAUAUAACCAAUUCGAAUCUCAAUUCCAUCAACAAUACCAUCAAAAAUGGUGAACAAAAUGCCAAUAUUGAUCCAAGAUUACCUCAAAAUGAUGGUAAAAUCCAUAUAUUGUUGGGAUGUUGUGGUGCUUUAUCAACAUCGAAAAUAAAAUUAAUCAUUUUAAGAUUAAUCGAAAUUUAUGGAUCCAAAAUCUCUAUUCAAUUAAUAUUAACCAAAUCAUCGGAGAAAUUUAUCCCUAGUGAAACAUUAAAUUAUUUAGAAAACAUCAGAAAAAUAAGAAUCUGGAGAGAUGAAGAUGAGUGGAAUACUUGGAGUUCAAGAUCAGAUCCUGUAUUACAUAUAGAGUUAAGAAGAUGGGCUGAUAUAUUUAUAGUUUGUCCAUUAACUGCUAACACUUUAUCAAAAAUUUCUUUAGGUUUAUGUGAUAAUUUAUUAACUAAUGUUUUGAGGGCUUGGAAUACAUCUUAUCCGAUAUUAUUAGCUCCUUCAAUGGUAAGUUAUAGUUAUAAUGCCAUUACUACUAAAAGACAGUUGAGAUUGAUUUCAGAAGAAAUGCCUUGGAUCGAAAUUUUGAAACCAGUAGAGAAAGUAGUAGGUUCUUAUGGAGAUAUCGGAAUGGGAGGAAUGAUGGAUUAUAAUGAGAUCGUCAAUAAAAUCGUAAUGAAAUUAGGUGGUUACCCUGAAGAGGAUGACGAUGAUGAAAGAAAAAUCGAUGAAACUCUAGUAGAUGAUGAAGACGAUGACGACGACGAUGAUGAUGACGAUGACGAUGAUGACGAUGAUAUUAAUCAAAUCUCAACGGGUGUUUCCAAAGUCUAA